Molecule: messenger RNA, 765 nt
Organism: Fulvia fulva
Lineage: Eukaryota; Fungi; Ascomycota; Dothideomycetes; Mycosphaerellales; Mycosphaerellaceae
Exons: 2
Coding region: 1-765 (254 amino acids)
Source: RefSeq, a predicted model, not a curated record
AUGUUGGACGCUACUGGAUGCACUCUUAUGACUGUCGUCUCAGUGAGUGACAAAGCUGGCAAAGACGAUGAGAGCAUCGCCGCCACACUCAAACGGAUCGGACCCAGCAAUGUGGCACAAGGGGCAUAUGUGACGGGAGAACCGCUAUGUGACGCCUGGUUGAGAAGUUUGACAGGAGACUUGUCACAAGAGCGUCACCCCGAGCGCAUCAAUCGCCCUACUCUCGAUCAGCUCAGAGAAUUGUCCAAACCUCUGCUAGAUGCUAGCAACAACCCUGCUGACGCGAAGUCUCUGAAAGGAUUGAUCAAAGAUGCCAAAUUGAAAGGCACGAUAACCCGAACCAAGUUCUUUACCACGAACACCGGACACUUCGGAUUCGGGCCAGUGGACAUGCAAGCUGGAGAUCGGAACAGCGAUGGCCGCGUCCGCCUCCUCGACUGGGUAUUUGUCCAUGGCAUCAUGGAUGGUGAGGCCCUGCUUGGACCUCUGCCAAAGGGCUGGAGUGUGCAUUACAAGCAGGUUGAUGGGCGGUGGAGCGCACGUUUCAUCGAUCCGGCUGGUGCAGAGCAUUUGGACGAUCCGCGACUCGGCCCUUUGCCCAGAGGUUGGAGUCGAAAGGAAGUCGAGAUUACGGCUGAUGAUCCGAUACAUGUUGACCACUUUGAGAAUAGGAAGACUGGCGAGGUCAUAAACUACGAUCCUAGGAUGUCUGUCGAGGCCAUUGAGGAGAGAGGCACGGAAUUGGAGACGAUACGUCUCGUCUGA